GAGGCUCAAAAUUCUAACAAAGAUAAUAAUACUACUUUUAAUUUCAGUCAUAAAAAAAUAAAAACUGUUCCAAAAGAAAUUAUAAAUAUAAUCAAAGACAAAGCAUCCAGGAAUUUAUAUUCAUUUUUUCAUAAAAAGACUUACUAUUUUUAGACUAACUCUUGGACAUAAUCAACUAAGUUUUUUUCCUGAUGAAAUAGGAAAAUUAUCACGAUUAAGAUAUCUCAAUAUCCGUGCAAACAUAUUUAAAGAAUUCCCAGUUAUUCUUUGCGAUCUACCAUCUUUAGAAAUUCUUGAUAUAAGUAGAAACAAAAUUCGCUAUCUGCCUAAUGAAUUUGGCAAUCUCAUGUUCUUAAAAGUUCUUUCGAUUUCAAGAAAUAAAUUAAAAGUAUUACCCAUAUAUAUCUCAAAAAUGAGCAAUCUUAAAAUCCUAAAAAUUGAUCAUAACCCAAUAACAUUUCCACCAAAAGAAAUCAUACAUUUUAAAGGAGGAGAAAAAGAAAUGCUUCCUUGGCUUAAUAAUAUAAAAUCAUUUCUAUCUAGUCAUGAAGAGUAUUUUAAUGAUCAUGGUGAAGAACAAUACCUAACCAGUGAAGGAGAAAAAGAUAAUUUUUUCAAUAUAUAUCAAAAGGAAAAAAAAAUAAAUAUGUCUUCAAAAAUACAACAUCCUAUAUUAACUAAUAAAACUACUUCCAUAUCUCUAUCAUCCUCAGAAAAAGGUUCACAAAAAUCAAUAAAAGAUACUCAAGAAAAAGAAGAUACACUUUUUUCAUUUUCAACUUUAUCAACAAGAAAAUCAUCAAAUAACUCUGAAAGUAAGGAUCAUCAGAAUCCGAUUAAGAAAAUAGAAAACAAAAUAAACACUUAUAAUCCUAAAAAAAUAUCUCAUGAUCUUGAAACAAUCAAUAGCUCAAUAAAUAAUCAUGCAACCUUUAAAUUUUCAAAAAAUAAUGUUCAAAAAAAUACAGAAGCUUAUUUCAAACGUUUUUCAACACUUCCAGAAGCUAAACGUAUUCUUCUUAAAUCUAUAGAAGUCAUAGAAACUUCUAAAGGAAUAUUGUUUUCUUUAUCACAAGUUUAUCAAGGAAUAAGACAAUAUAUUGUAUUUUGCACAGAUCCUUCCAUAAAACGAACUAUUAAUCUAUUUCUUUAUACAGCAAAUAUACAUAUUGGAGCAUUAACAAAUGCACUAGAAGAACAUGAAACAAAAGAUCAUUGUAUGGAACCUUCUUUUGUGAUUUCUACAUGCUGUACAUGCAUUGAAGCCUUUAAACAAGUGAUAGGAGCUUUUCAUAAACAUAUAAAAAAAAUAACAAUGAAAGCUGAUAUUCGUUAUACUAGAACUCUCCUUUUAAUACUUUAUGGAGCUACUAUAGAAAUACGAAAUUCUUGGAUGGUUUUAGUAUCAGCAUUACCUCCUACAUCUUUUAAUGUUAACAUAUUUUCUUUCAAAAACCAUUCAUCUGGUAAUUUUGCAUCAUCACAUCACCCUACUUUUAAGUCUCUAUCAAACAUAUCUAUAACAAACUCUGCUGCUCCAACAACAAAUACAUCUAAUAUUAACCAAAAUUCAAUUCCAGUACUAUCUAAUCUAAAUCAAGUAGAACUACCAAAUACACAUACUUCGUCAAUUAUUACACAAUAUUUAGAAUUAGCUGAUCUAUCCAAAACAGAUACAGAUGAACAUCUUUUUGAAAAAAUAUUAACAGCAACUACAGCAGCUCUCUCUGUUCUAACAUUAUUGGAAAAUGCAGCUACUAGAAACACUAUUACUGAAUCAGAAAAAAACCAUUCUACAACUACAAAUUCUGAAAUCACAGCAAAACUAAAAGAACUUGCCACAAUGUCAAUAAAUGCAAGAGGUGUUACACAGAAACUUAAAAGCCAACUAAAAAAUAUUAGAGAAAAUAGCAGUCUGAACCAUAAACGAAAAUUCUGGGAAGAUAUAAACGCAUUUGUAAAAUCUAUAAUAGCUAUAGCUGCUUUAGCAAAAUUUAUUUCUACAGAAUUUUCAUUUUCAAAAUUAAUACUCUCAGGACUAUCUACAGUUACGAGAUCAACUAAAGAAUUAACUAUUUUACUUUCUAUAUCAUCCUUUAGAUCUACAGCAGAAUCACAAACAGCUACCGUACCACUAACGACAUUUUCUGAUAUGCCCCAGGAAACCACAACACCUAUAUCUACUAACCCUAUAACAUAAUCUAUUAAACUCGAAACAUUAACACAAAUAGAACAUAUUAUCUCCAUU
Molecule: messenger RNA, 2248 nt
Organism: Pneumocystis murina B123
Lineage: Eukaryota; Fungi; Ascomycota; Pneumocystomycetes; Pneumocystales; Pneumocystaceae
Exons: 6
Coding region: 347-2200 (617 amino acids)
Source: RefSeq, a predicted model, not a curated record